Saccharomyces eubayanus is the source of this 1776-nucleotide messenger RNA. RefSeq lists its product as uncharacterized. The record is from RefSeq and is a predicted model, not a curated record. The transcript has a single exon. Bases 1 to 1776 code for a protein of 591 amino acids. Lineage: Eukaryota; Fungi; Ascomycota; Saccharomycetes; Saccharomycetales; Saccharomycetaceae.
AUGUCCACGCCGUUCCAAGACUUUAAGACGUUCUGCAAUAAAGUGGGCUUGGACUUCCAAUGGGCUAAUACACAGUCCCCCAAACCUACUCCCGAAACUAACCCUUCUGAAAUCCCUUCAGCUGUCAAUGAAACAAGACAAGAAAGUCCCAAAGAUUCUGUCAACUGCGUAUUUACUGAUAUCAAGAACGCACAGCUUUGGAACGUCUUCAAAAAGGGUGGCGUAAAUACUCUUCCCACUGAGCCGGCUCGAUCAAACACGUCUGAGACAAAUGCUAGUAAAACCGAUUGUGCUAUUCAUAAUGAUUUCGCCAUGAUGGAUGCAUCACCGCCAACACCAUCCGCUGCGGGCCAGAACGAAAACAGUGGCCCCUCUUCAACGCAUGGCAGUGACGCAACUGCCCCAUCUACAGCGGCCUCGGUAUCCACCAACCAUGAGCCGGUGCCCUCAUUGGCCUCCUCGGUCAGCACUUCCUCUUCAGUUUACUCRUCAUGGGACCCCCCUCAUCCUCCAUCUUCAUCWUCUUUCCCUGYUGCUGCUGCUGCCGCYGCUGCUAUURCCCCAUACAACCAUUCCAAGGACUGCAGGUCAAAACAGACAAACGAAUACACUGUUCUAUUUGACAUUUCCUGCCUGAGCACAGUUGACACUGUCAGCCACCAUGAAGGUUCCCAAGAUUGUCRCCGUCGCUUUCCUGACAUGACAUCUCCAGCUGACGACGCCCGCUCAUCAGCUYUAGUCACACCCUCUCCUACGCCGCGCCAUCAAGAUGUGAACCGCAGUGGUUGCUCCACAGCYGCCUGCACUGCUUCGAACUCCACCGCCGCCACCACCACGACUCYCUCAUACAUGGAAAAGUACCUCAACAAGCCACGAAACUGGUUUGAAAAGACCAUGGGCAARUAYUGUCCUUUGUUCCUUAGAAGCACCAAGAACAUUGACUACGACUCUACUGAGUUCAUGUUUGAACGAAAAAUGAUAGCCGUCCAAUUCCUGCUUCUAGACGAACAYUCGGAGCCCAGGCUGUACUACAACCCUACCAAUGGAGCCGUUCCGUUCUGGAAAAGACCGUUUAACUUCGACAUGAUGCCCAGCUACGACCAACUCUUGGACGAGGCCGAGCGCUCUUUCGAUACUUAYCAGUACAGGUAUGUGGGGUUCCAAAGAAUAGAGCCGUACUCCAUUUUCUGUCCCUGGAAGAACACCCAAAGRGAAAUAGACCUGGUGCUUGACCACAUCCAUUUCUCCUUCAAUGUUGGCAGAAAAAAGUCUCUCCAACGGAAGGGAAACAUYACGCUCGAUACGCUGGACAGCGACAUCGACCGCGAUAUUAGAAUCGAGCCUUACCGGCCUUUUCCUUCCGACAAUCUUGUGUACGAGGGCCUCACACACCCUGCCGAACAGUCUUUCGUUGCUGGGAGCCCGGACGCAUCGCUUAUCGAGAAGGGGUACCAGGCACUAGUCGAUAUCUGUAGGGAGUCUCGCCCACCAUCCAAUGACUUCCCUUCCCGCAGUCUCGUUAGCGCUCCACAGAUCGCAGCUUCACAGAUCGCAGCUCCACCUAAUACUUGCCGCCUAGUUCUUGUUCGUGAAUGUCGCACGGCUUCCGAGUCGGAGCUCAAUAAGGCCUUCUGGUUUAAUUCAAAGAGAAAGGACGUCACGGUAACCGUACCAGCACCUCCCUCUCCUGCUUCUUCCUCUCCCCCCUCUCCUCCCUUUUGCACAACAAAAGGCCUCCCACGAAAGUGGUUCUUCCCUCUUGUCCGCCGCCAGUGA